This is a messenger RNA of Guillardia theta CCMP2712, 907 nucleotides long. RefSeq lists its product as hypothetical. The transcript has 2 exons. NCBI's taxonomy places the organism in Eukaryota, Cryptophyceae, Pyrenomonadales, Geminigeraceae. The record is from RefSeq and is a predicted model, not a curated record. The coding region runs from base 168 to 764 and encodes 198 amino acids.
CCUUCAAGCCCCUGGCCCAGCAGGUCAUCAGCAGGAGUGGCUGGCCCCCUCCCCACCUCAUCGCAGCUGGCAAGUUUCAAUGUCGAGCCUGCGGCUUCUCGUUCGGGGACCUCUGGGUCCACCGGGGGGUCUGCGCGCACUGCGAGGAGGAGCAGCGGAACAAGGGGAUGUGCCCCUACAGCGACGAGUGCAACUUCUCCUACCGAUGCUUCUGCCCGCACUCGAAGAAGUGCAUCCGGUGCGAGGAUUGGUCCUGCGACACCUGCCGCCUCCACCGGCUGGACGGAGCGGGCCUGGUUGACCUUGUGAGGAGACUGCCAGCCACUCGCCUCUUCCUCGACUUCGACCAGACGCUGUGCAGCUCCAAGUCAGGGUUUCCUCCGGUCCCAGGGAAGCAUCGGCUGCAGGAGGACGUAGCGGAGCUACUUCGCUGCGCACAGAGAGCGGGAGAGAACGAGCAGGGAGAGGGGGGAGGAGGCUGGGAGAGGAGCCUGCGCGUGAGCAUCGUCAGCAGGAACCCCCACAAGAAGGAGAUCAUGGAGAUGCUGCAGCGUCGGGGCAUCGGGGACAGAGUUGAGGUCUGCUGCGUGAAGGUAGAGAGGACGACCAAGGUAGGGAAGAUCGCUGACGAUAUGAGGGGGGAGGAGAGAGGAGCUGUUGCUGUGUACGCCGACGAUGAUGUGCGGGAGCUAAUUGAUCCGACCUUGACCGCAUGCUCGGGCCUGCACAGGGUGAUCUUUUCCUUCCGAGAGCUCACCAGCUAGGACACCCUCAACGGGACAGGAAGGAGAGGCAAGUACCAGGAGGAAUCGCUGGGGGGGAGGGGGGAGGAGGAGGAGGGGGAGGAGGGAAGGAAAACGAGGGGAGCAAGGAGGGAAUGCGAUGAGAAUGAAUUAUUCAGUCAUGU